Molecule: messenger RNA, 832 nt
Organism: Boeremia exigua
Lineage: Eukaryota; Fungi; Ascomycota; Dothideomycetes; Pleosporales; Didymellaceae
Exons: 1
Coding region: 157-750 (197 amino acids)
Source: RefSeq, a predicted model, not a curated record
GUCUGUCUCAGGGCAAGCAUAUAUUGUACUGCGGUAGCCAGAUAGCAAUUCAGCGCAGUUUUCUAUUGCUCCCUACAGCGGCUGGCUACGCCGCGACAACAACCAACCACGCGCGAUUCUAUCAGAUCUCCUUUCCGUCAACACCCAAAGUACCAGAUGGCAAAUCAAACCUGCAUAAUCUGUAAUGGCUCCAACACCAAAUUUUGCUCCUCAUGCCAUUCAAUUUCGUAUUGCUCCCAAAAAUGCCAGAAAGACGACUGGCCCCUCCACAAGAAGAUUUGCAAGACCUUCACUACCUUGCCAUCACGCCCAUCGCCUUCGCACAAACUUGCAAUCCUCUUUCCAGUCAAUUCGAAAGAUCCACAGCUUGUUUGGAUCGAAUGCAAACGACAUGUCGAUGAUGAAGACGGAAUUGUAUGGGACUCGCCAGAUACUCAAAACCUACUGCAAAUUGAGAACCUUAACCCCGAAUACGGACAUCCAAGACAGUUCUUAAGAAUAACGCGGAGCAAGCUUCGCGAAUUCAAUCUCAGCCAUACAGUUAAGGUUAUCGGUCGAGAGACUGCUCUAAUUGAUGGCUCCUCGUCCAAUGUUUGUGUUCAACAUACCACGAAAGGGCGGAUGACAUACGAUUGGAACGGACCAAUUGUGGUCAUGCGCCAGCCGAGCACUGCUGUUGACCCUUUGUUCUACGAGGAUGUAAGGGCUGGUGAUUUUCGAGUUGCGGUUGAUUAUUUUAGUAAUUAUUAACAUCAAGUGGUUUAUAAUCCAGCUCAUAGGUAGUCAAGACAAAAUUUGAUCAUGCACAAACAUGGAUAGGGCAAGUACGGAC